CUUCGACGAGACGUCGAUGGACAGCUGUAUAUUGGCUACCAUCGACGAGGGCCGCCGAGUCAGUGACUUGUCGGGCGAGUCGAUGAAGGACAGUAACGAGGUGGAAGUGACGUCACUGGAGGAAGCCAAGUCGGUCAUAGCGGCACUCAGAGCGAGACAGCGGGCACAAGCCCACCAAAUGCUCGCCUGGCGAAGGACCCUUAAAUUGCAGGAGGACCUGGUGGCCCGGCUGACGCGGGAGAAAGCCGAGCAACUGCGGACGCUGUCGUCGCAGCUUCUGCUGUUCGAGUCCAGACUCUGCAGGAAGCAGAAGGAGAUCGAGGCUAGUCUGAGUCAGCGAGAAUCUAUUAUUCUACGCCAACAAAGGGUGAUCCGGCAAUUGCAGAACAGAUUGGCGGAGAGGAGCACGAGCACCAGGGACUCGCCACCUUGCGACGCCCUGGACAGACUGGACAGUCUCGGGGACAGCGAUAGCGCCGUGGUACUCGAGGAGACCGCGGACGAUCCUGCCCCACCGAGGUUUCGUUCUAAUAUUACUGAUGUAACUGUGAUUCGUUCGGUAUCCGACGCUGUGGAACCGUCGAAUAAAUAUUCGUCGAUGCGACGGUGCAACGGAUUUCUCAGAAGACCAGAGAUUCUGGAAACCGUGUAUUCCGUGGAAGAGGACGGUGACAGCGAGAAUACAGAUCCGUCGGAGUCGACCGAAAACUCGGAAUACGAGGAUAAGAGAAUGAAAAACUUGGGUAACGGAAAAGGCAGGCUUCAGGAUCUCUACGGCAGUUUCGAGAGGCUGGCUCAAGACACGGAUUCUUCGCCCAGCGAAAGACCCAGAGACGAAAGUCAGCAGGCGCAGGUGACAUACAAUAGGGUAAUGAGCAAUCAUAGAUCUGUGACGAAGCCAAAAGACGUGAAGUACAAGAGGAUAAAUAAAGCAAAAUCGAAAAGUCUUGAGGAACUUAGAGGACGUCUUAGAAAUUGGGUCGAGAAAGGGAAUAAAAUAGCUAUAUCGUUAGAUCAGUCAUAUGCUUGAGCUUACUAUCUCCGUAUAUGAAAGUAUAAAUAUAAAUUAUUUUAUGAACCAUUGUAAUAACUGUUGUCAAUCGUAUAAUGCCCGAAAUUAAAUUUUAUUUGUAAGAUUAAGGAAUUUUUAUCUUUAAAAGUAGAGUCGCUACGGUAUUUAAUUGAAAUAUCAUUGUUUCUUGUGAUAUUUACUGUAGUAUUUCUUAUAUUAAUUAUAUGCACUUAGGUCAAAGAUAAAUAAUUUGAGACUUGUGAUAUGAUUUUAUUAUAUACAAAAGCGCAUAGUUAGGAAGAAUUUAUUAUCCGACAAAGAAAUAAUUAACCUUGAAAUACCAUGGUAAAAAUUUAAUGACAAAUAUUGUAUGUGAGUCUAUAUCUACUACUUUAUAUAUUUAUUAUAACCAUUUUUAUUGUGAUUAAAUAUAAAUCAACAUUUUUACACUUGUUUCUUAAAUACAAAAUAUAUAAAAAAUUUUAAACAAUAUUAGAUGCAUUGUUAUAUUAAAAAUGUAAAUAAUUAUUCUAAUUAUUUAUAUUUUUAAUAUAAUUAGAAACUAGAAUUUAUAAUAAUUAAAUUUGAUUCUAUCAUGGUACUCAAGAGUUAAAUAAUAAUUCGAAAUGUGUGACGUACGUCCGUAAACUGCACAUGAACUUUAUUCACAUUUUCGAUAUUUCUUUCUUGUGUUAAUAGCAAACACAUAACUUGUGUUGCCACAUUCUAAAUAUGUACAAGAGAAAUUUUAGGAGGCCUAAAUAUAUACAUAUAUUGAUGAACUACAAAUAUAUAAUUAAGUACACAUUUUUGAGCAAUCAAUUUAUUGUUAACAUGAAAAUGUUAAACAUGACGUUUCUCUAUCUACACAUACCCGAUUAAAACAGGAUAUUUUUUCUUAUUACUUUUUAUAAUUACACGCUGAAUUAAAAAUAUUAUGUUUUGCUGGAAAAAAUGUAGAGUUAAAUAUUUUUUAAAUAUAUUUUUAUAUAUUACAAAUAAUUUAUUUAGAAAUUAUAUAUAAAACUUAUAGAUUUUUUUAUUAAACAUAAUUAAAUUUAAUUGAAAUUUUUAUUAAAAAAUUAUGAAUGGGCUUAUUUAAUUUAAUAAACUUAUUAAAAAUAAAGGCACGUUGAGAAUAAAUUUUUAAAAUUUAUUUGAAACUAAAAGAUUUGUCAAAACACAUUUAUUAAAUCACAUAAAAUGAAGUUAAGAGAAAUCAAAUUAAAUAAACUAAAUUAUUUAAGUCGAUAUUAUUUGUGUUUUUCUACAAACAGAUAUUGAGAGGGCAUUGUAUUUUAUAUUUCUCACUUGAAGUCUACUUAAAGUCUUAAAAACCUUAGGAAAAAUGAUAAUCAAAUUUUAUAAAACAAAAAAAUAUAUUAAGCAAUUUUAAUAAAAUUUAUUUACAUAAAAGUAAAAAAAUUUUAUUUAAUGUUUCGUAUUAAUCCAAAAAGCCUAUUUACAAUUAAAACAUAAUGGCUUAAUUUGAGGACUUUUAUCAACGAUUACAUUAUUCUAUUUUGAACAUUUUCAAUAAAUUAAAUAAAACAAUUUUUAAUCUUACAAUUUAAGAGCACUAUAAAUUUUGGUUCUACACAUUAAAAUCAAAAUUUCAUAAAAUUCAGAUAUAUUUUAUUGUAUAAAUAGUAACAUAUAAAGUUCUAAAGCUACAUGUACUUUUAUAUGAAUAUAAACUCUCUGGCGUGUCGCGCAUGGACUAUACGCAUUGUGUGUACGGUAGCAUUUUAUAAAGAAAAAAAUGUCUUCGUAAUUGCACUGUUUAUAAUGAAAUAUUGUUAUACGCACGCGCAUAUUUUACCAUUCUUCUCAUAAGAUAGAAAAAUACGCUUGGAAAAAUUUGUUUUGGUACAAACUGUUUGUAAAGCGCAAUUUUGGACGUAUUUUAUUGGAUUAUUUCAGUAUCAUGUUUUCAAGAACAAAUGAGUAUAAAAACGCUACUGACAAUCUGUAUUUUUGCAAGAUAAAGAAAGAGAAGGAGCAAACAAAUGCCUCUGGCAAUACCUUUGUAAAUAAUUGGAAAUACAUGGACGUAACGUUUA
This is a messenger RNA of Monomorium pharaonis (pharaoh ant), 3075 nucleotides long. RefSeq lists its product as uncharacterized. The record is from RefSeq and is a predicted model, not a curated record. NCBI's taxonomy places the organism in Eukaryota, Metazoa, Arthropoda, Insecta, Hymenoptera, Formicidae.